ACGGCUCGCUGGAGGAAAGCGGCGCGUACAGAAAUGCUCACAAGAGCAGAGACGAUGGGCUGCCGGCAUAUGCAAGCAAAAACAAAAACACCAUCUCAGAUGACAACAAAGAGCAGAGCAGCUUUUUUGUCCCAGAGACAGAAACGUCGGCGCCCGAAUACUGGCGUGAGAAUCCAGACCAAAGUCAAGACACAAACUCUCCCGUAUCGCUCAAGAAGGAUGUUGAGAACAUGGAAAAAGAGGAACUCCAGAAAGUUCUCCUUGAACAGAUAGAUUUACGGAGGAGACUGGAGCAGGAGUUUCACGCUCUGAAAGGCAGCUCUCCAUUUCCAGUUUUCCAUAACUUUCAGGACCAAAUGAAGAGAGAACUGGCUUACAGGGAAGAAAUAGUGCAGCAGUUACAGAUGAUUCCAUAUGCAAACAUCAUCAGAAAAGAAAAGGUCGUGACACAUCUAAACAAAAGCUAAAUGGUAAAUUCGUUUGAAACAAAAUCAAGCUGCUCUCAACAUCUUUUGACAAAAGAGCUUAAAUCAUCCCCAUCUCUAUGAGGAAUCAUCAAGCAGCCUCUCGACCGGAUCAGAUGUUGAACGCUGCCUUUGACAGACCACCUCAUCGAUGUCCAUCUCUCAGUCUAACCAAAACUGAUACACAGCACAGUUCAAUGCAUCUACCAAUGACUUAGAGCUCAUUUGACGUAUUUCCUGUACAGUAACCCCACUUUGAUUAUUUAUGAACUUAUUGAAGUUUAUUUAUUACCCAUGCAUUCACUGGUUUAUUGAUAACAGCAAACUGUACAAUGAUAUUAGCUGAUGUCUAAGAGCUGUCUGAAAGCGUGUACACU
Sinocyclocheilus anshuiensis is the source of this 841-nucleotide messenger RNA. RefSeq names its product SKI family transcriptional corepressor 2-like. The transcript has 8 exons. The record is from RefSeq and is a predicted model, not a curated record. The coding region runs from base 231 to 467 and encodes 78 amino acids. Gene Ontology annotation, biological process: negative regulation of BMP signaling pathway; negative regulation of transcription by RNA polymerase II. Gene Ontology annotation, molecular function: RNA polymerase II cis-regulatory region sequence-specific DNA binding; DNA-binding transcription factor activity, RNA polymerase II-specific; SMAD binding. Gene Ontology annotation, cellular component: nucleus; cytoplasm; transcription regulator complex. NCBI's taxonomy places the organism in Eukaryota, Metazoa, Chordata, Actinopteri, Cypriniformes, Cyprinidae.